AUCAAAAGAAAGACAGCAUGAUCAUUUUGACUAUGAUUUAAGCCUUGGGAUUGCCUGUCGAUCAUUGUACCGUAUUCAGUCCUGCCGAAAUGUCAUGUCAGACCAACCAUGGCAUCCUCUCAGCUCUAAACUUGAUUGAACUCCGCCCAACAGCCGGAACACCCGGGAAUACAGAUACUCCAAGACAACAGCUCACUUAUCGACCUAUGUGGGCCACCAUCCUUCUAGGAAGCUUCUCGGCUUGCUUGGAUGGCAUUUGGCUAUACAUUUUGAAACGACCCAGAAGUGCACUAAAUGAGCCAAAUCUAUCUAUAAAUCCAUCCAACGAUCCACAAUACGACCCUUACCAUGUGAGAUCCGAGCCAAUUUGAUGCACGGCCAAAACAGCGAAUUAGAACUCAUCACGGGCGCGGCUGCAAAUCUUAUGCCCGUACCCUGUCGUUCUGUUUCGCCAAAAAGCCUCAAGGCUCCUUACCAUGUGCUGCCACUCAGGCAUGAUGUUUUCGCAGGCUAACACACUUUGACUGCACCAUGGCAGCUACUCCUCGCUAUUCACAGCUUUACCCAGGGGCAUUGUUGUGCGUUCGGGUCCCGAGGCCGCCGGGAUCAUCAUACAACUACCCGAUGUAGUUACUCAACAUGCCAAGGCUUUUGUAUAGAUGACAGCCUGAAAACUAAUAAGGAUCAGGAUCGUGGCUGAGGUACAAGCCCGGGGGAGAACCUUAUAAACGGAAAAAAUUUCGUCAGCCUCUCACUUGGUAUUACCAUCUAUCAAUUCAGUGACAAUGUUUAUUUCGGGAUUUCUCCUGCUCUUUGCCGGGGCGCAAUCCGCUUUGGCUACAUGCAAAUGCGUAC
This is a messenger RNA of Aspergillus versicolor CBS 583.65, 855 nucleotides long. RefSeq lists its product as uncharacterized. Lineage: Eukaryota; Fungi; Ascomycota; Eurotiomycetes; Eurotiales; Aspergillaceae. The coding region runs from base 90 to 371 and encodes 93 amino acids. The transcript has a single exon. The record is from RefSeq and is a predicted model, not a curated record.